Messenger RNA from Owenia fusiformis, 3068 nucleotides. The record is from the annotation of a GenBank genome assembly. Lineage: Eukaryota; Metazoa; Annelida; Polychaeta; Sabellida; Oweniidae.
ACCAAAAUGAUUGCGCGUGUGUGCUUUUAUGUUCUGUGGGCAUUGUGCAUCGGAAAGCAUACAGUGGACAGUGAUCGAUGUGGAAACGCAAAUUGUGACGUCCAAUCUACAAUGACUGUUGGCGGGGUGGAGUUUGAAUACUGCCCAGAAAUUAACUUAGGAUUAAACUGUUCUGAAAAGAUACAAUUCGCCGUGACUGUAGAAAAGUAUACGUGGGCCAAUACGGUAUGCGGAAAACUAGGCGUCGAAUGGAAAUAUGCCAUCGACUUUGAUGAUGAGGAGAGGUUUUUCCAUUUGGUCCAAGUCGCAACUCAACAAUCUUGGAUCGGCCUUAGAAAGAUGAAUCCCAACACUUGGACAGACAGCGUUUGGGUCGAUGGUACACCUUACAAUAAAACGUGGAACAGGUGGAAAGAUGGAGCAGGGACUGUAGAUACUAAUUGUCUUGAAUUAGCUACAAUCGGAUGGGACACAAAGGGUUGCAUGUCCGAAAAUCAAGUCGUCUGUCAGAAAGUAUAUCCAUGUGACAGCCCAAGCCCUCUGGAUGAUAAUGCUAAUGUAACUGACCUAGGCUCAGUAGAAAGCUAUUAUUACAGUGUUGCAUACACAUGUGACACGGGUUUUUUCAUAGGUGGCAAUGCAAGCAUUCCGAGCGAGACUAUACGAUGCAAGAAUAAUGUCUGGGAUGACCAUACUCCUUGUGAAUAUCCACCAUGUAGCAAUCCGCCGAGUGAUAUACAUGCGAAUAUGUCAGUAAGCUCUGUGUCAUUUAACGUGGAUACCAUAGCAACAUAUGUAUGUCACGAUGGAUAUUCGAUCGGCGGCGGGCUAAAUUUAGAUUCUUCUGAAAAUAUAACCUGUUUAGUCGGUGGACAAUGGAGUACGCAUGUGCAUUGCAAGAAAAAGUCAUGUGGAGCUCCAGAGGAGUACAAUGGCGCAAACGUUACACACUCUGGGACAUUAUACAAGGAUGUAGCUCAGUACGUAUGCCACAAUGGUUUUGAAAGAAUUAAUAAUACUUACAUGGUUGAAUGUUUGUCUAAUACAUAUUGGAGUUAUGCUCCCAAAUGUGAACCUAUCGACUGUGGUCUUUCUCCUGUGUAUUCUAACACACAUAUUAUUUAUGAAAAUGGAACAAGAUUCGAGAAUACCAUUCGAUAUGCAUGUGACCCUGGAUAUGAGUUUGAACCGUCCUCUGGAGAAACCUGGGAGAGUAUUACAUGUCAGGCUACUGGGAAUUGGACCACUCUUCACAGCAUAUGUCAACGGAAAAACUGUGGGAAUCCUAAUGAUGACCCUAACGCAGUGUCAGUAUUCAAUGGUACCCUAUAUGAAGACAUCGUAAGAUAUGCUUGUAAUUAUGGGUAUAUCCUGUCAGAUUUGCCCGAUAUGGAUAUUCAAAAUGUUAGUUGCCUUCGUAAUGGGACAUGGGAGUACCAUGCGUUAUGUAAACCUGUUGAUUGUGGAAGCCCACCGAUUGACGCCAAUGCAGUCAUUUCUAAAAAUAACUCACAUCUGUUUAAUGAUACCAUAUUAUACUCCUGUAAUUCAGGAUAUGUUAUGAAUGGAACGAAUGAAAUAAAGGCGAUUAUAUAUUGCACCGAGAAAGGCGACUGGAGUGAACAUAAUGUUUGUGUGAGGCGAUCAUGUGGGGCUCCUAAGGCUGACCCUAACGCAGUGUCAGUAUUCAAUGGUACCCUAUAUAAAGACAUCGUAAGAUACGAUUGUAACUAUGGGUAUAUCCUGUCAGAUUUGCACGAUAUGGAUAUCCAAAAUGUUAGUUGCCUUUGUAAUGGGACAUGGGAGUACCAUGCGUUAUGUAAACCUGUCGAUUGUGGAGACCCACCGAUUGACGCCAAUGCAGUCAUUUUCAAUAACUCACAUCUGUUUAAUGAUACCUUAUUAUACUCCUGCAAUUCGGGAUAUGUUUUAAAUGGAACGAAUGAAAUGAAGGCGAUUAUAUAUUGCACCGAGAAAGGUGACUGGAGUGAACAUAAUGUUUGUGUGAGGCGAUCAUGUGGGGCUCCCCCUUUCGACCAAAAUGCCAAUAUAUCUGUUAAAAAUCCGCUAUAUACAUUUGAAACAAUAGCCACAUAUCAUUGCAAUAAGGGUUAUUGGAUGAAUGGUACAACAACUGAUACUAUAGCAUGUCAAGCUGACGGAACAUGGGAAUAUAUGUCUCCUUGUUCAAUAAUUUUGUGUAAUGAUCCUCCCGUGGACACUUAUGCCAAUUUAACUCAGGGUGUAACCAUUCUACACAAUGACGCAAUAGCCGUUUACGACAAUGUAACUCAGGGUAGGCCAUUUAUGUACAAUGAUACCGUCAUCUACUCAUGCAGACAAGGUUAUUUUCUCAAUGGUCGUAAUGUUUCAAUAUCUUGUGGCGAACGAGGCCAAUGGUAUGGAGACGAUCCUUGCGUCAAAUCCACCCCUAGGUCUGGCUGUUCAUGCGGCGUUCUUGAAGAUGAUCCAAAUGCAAUACCUGUGGAUCCAAAUAUCCUUAACUAUACGUGUAUGAGUGUUGCGAUACUACAAUGUAAAAAUGGUUAUCAUAUAGACGGUCAUGACGAGAACAGUAUAUACGAGUAUGUCCAAUGUUUACAAAAUGGAACCUGGUCAUCGAGAUCAUAUUGUAUUAGUUCGUCCAGUAACACGUGGAUUCGAGCUAAGAGAGUCGUGUUCAAACCGGAGGAGGCAGUUGGAGCAGUCGCAGUUGGUUCUGUGGGGUUAAUCAUAACUAUAACUAUGCUAACACUCGUCUGUUUAUCAGAUGUAAAAAUGCUACAAUCACAAUUUAAGAAUAUGAUGCUUAAGAAUUUGUGUUUAACCAAUAAAGAACGGGAGAUUCACCCAUAUAGGGAUAAAUCACAAGAAUGCUGCUCAAAGAAAUAAUAUAAUACUAAUAAACAAGAGAGACGUUUGAACACUGCGUUUACUAAAUUAUUUAUUUACUUUGUUCUCUAGAUUGGUAAUGUGAUUAAUUGAAUCGUUAAAAUACAUGCGGUUAUAAUGAAGUAAUUAUUUUAAUAUUAUUCCAUAAUAUAAGUAUUAUAAGCGUGUACGCCAAC